AUGAAGAAAUCGGCCCAGCGCCGGCCCCAACACAACCAGCACCAGCCGCACCCUCCACCGCAGUCCCACACGGGCCCGGCCGCAGAUCCCCUGCCCGGCGCCAAGCCGAAUCGCCCGCCGGCCGCCGCCACCGCCGGCGGCGGCGGCAACAUCAGCCCCAUCGCCGCCCGCAUCCUCAAUGAGCAACGGCAGCACCAGAAUCAGCAUCAUCACCGACACGGUUUCAGCUAUGACCCCAGCCACCAUGCCGUACCACGGGCGCCGGCGCCGUCCCCCUUGGACCGGUCCGCCGCCGCCGGACCGCCAUCACCAUCGUCAUCAUCUCCAUCGCCAUCACCGUCGCCGCCACCGCCGCCGGGGGUGGCCCCAAGUAGCCCCGCGACAAGUGAUGUGUCGCCGUAUUUGGCGCCGCCGCCGGCCGUAUCGUCGCUUCAGGAGCAUCAGUACGACGGCGGCGGCGGUGGCGGCGGCGCGGUGGCGCGGCUGGCGCCGACGCCUCCGACAAUUAGCCGACUGUCCCUCGUUCCGGCGCCGGCGCCGGCGUCGCCGAGGGAGGAACAGCUUGUGACCCAUGGGUUUGUGACCCAUGGGUCAUCGGGGCCUGGGUCACCGAUCGCCGGCAUCGCCUCAUCGGCGCCGGCCCGCGGCCUUACCGCUAGGAUUUCGGAUGUUGGCAGCGGCGGCAGCGGCGGCGCCGCUGCGCCGUCGUGGUCGCCGUCGCCGCUUUACACUGCUUCCGCUGCCGCUGGCGGAAGCGGCGAUGCCGGCCACGGCCACGGUGUAUCGGCGGCUGGCCUUCACCAGCUCCUGAAGGCUGUGUGGGUGCUCGGAAGGCGGAUUUUCGGCCCGUUGAUGGCUGUCGUACGGGAGCGUCCGCUGGCCGCAGCAGCCAUGGCAGCUUUGGUGCUGCCGGCGGCGGUUCUGCUUGCAUCUGGGAUGGCCGUGGAGCUGUUGCUGAUGCCGUUGAUUUCGAUGCCGGGGUUGAUAGUCAGUUUUGUGAUCAGUUUUGUGAUGGCAAUGGCGGCGUCGCUGUCGUACCGUCGCAACCGCGUGGCGGCAGCGCGCCGCCAUGCGGCACUGGGCCUCCUCUACACCGCUGGCACACAGCUGCCCGCUACCUCACAACUGUCACAACCACAAGCACAACCACCACAACGGUCGCGGCCGUCGCAAUCCUCAAAACCAUCCGGUCCUGCACCCGUGCCAGCCGCCGCCGCCGCGGCGGGCGCCGCCGACGCCAGCUCCACUCUGACCCUGGUUGACGACGCCGGUCUGGCGGCGCUUCGUUUUCUGUACGGCGGCGGCGCCCUCCCUGCGCGGUUGGCGGAUGCCCGACACGGCGAGAGAGCGGAGUGGGUGAAUGCGCUGUUGGCGAGGGUGUGGCCGGCUGUGGAGGGUCCUCUGCGCGGCCUGAUCGGGCCAGCCAUCCAUGCGCAGGCAGAUCUAGCUAAGCCGCCGUUCAUUCGCUCAGUGGGCCUGGCGGACCUGUCGCUAGGAGAGACGCCGCCGCGGGUGGAGGCUGUACGGGUAAGGCCGCUGGCGUCGGCGGCAGCGCAAGCGGAGGCCGUGGCGGCGGUUGCAGCAGCAGUGGCGGCGGCUGACGCCGCCGCAGCCGCCGCCGAACCCCCCGACGACGCCAGCGCUGCCGCCGGCGAAUUCACUUUCGACACUCGGCCAUUGGACAGUACCACUGCCCCGAGUAUCGCUGCAGCCAGCGUAUCGCCGGCGGCGGCGACUGUAGCACCUGGCGGUGGCAGCGGCGGGGGCGGCGGCAGCACCGCCGCCGCCCCUACUGCUGGCGUGGUGCUAUCGGGAGUGUCUGACGCAACCAUGUCAGCAAUGGCGGCUGUGGUUGCCGUACAGGAGCACGUCACUGGCAGCGGCACCGCCGCGGCCGCCUCGGCGCCGGCCGCUGAAGCACCGGGUACCGAUGGCGGCGGCGGCGGCGGCGUGGAGGCAAUUGAGGUGGAGGUGGACUUCCAGUGGCAGGGGGACCCCACCAUCGGGCUGUUUGUGGAGGCGUACUUGACGCCCGGGGGCGGCACGGUGCGUCUGACACCACGUCUGAAGGAGUUGGCGGUGGCGGGCACGGUACGGCUGGUCUUGACACCGCUAGUGCCGUACCCGCCUGGUUUCGGCGCCAUCCAGGUUUCCAUGCCACGGGCGCCUCAGUUGUCGUUCUCCUUCGACCUGGGGCCCGGGGCUCUGGGGGCUGGGGGCGGCGUGGUGACCGGCCCCGUGGCGGCCUUCCUGCAGCCGCUGUUGCAAGAUAUCGUGGGGGAAGCGCUGGUAUGGCCGGAGCGGGUGGUGGUUGCCGUACUUCCUGAGCGCCUCACGGGGCCCCUCACUGACUUGCAGCUAAGGACCCGGGGGCUGCUGGCGGUGCGGCUGCUGGAGGUCAGGGGACCGCCACCACCACUAACACCAGUGGCACCGCCUGCGAAGAAGGGGGAGGGGGCGGGGGCGGGGGAGGGGGAGGCUGCGGCGGCAGAGGAGGAGGGCGGCGGCAACAUGCUUCGAGAUGGGGCUGAGGUGGAGAUAACCGCCUUCACUCGACCCGACCGGAGGGUUACGACGCCGCUCGCAACCUGCCACUACGCCGCCGCCGCCGCUGACGGCGCCGCCGCCGCCAUGCCAGUGUGUACUUGGGGUGACGGCGAUGGUAGCGGCGGCGCCCGUACGGCAAAGGCUGCAGCGGCAUCGCCGCCGCUGCUGUACCUGCCUGUACAGGAGCCCCGCAGCGACUUACUGCGUUUGCAACUGACCGAACGAGUGGGGCUCAAUUUGGGGCCCGGGUCCUCAGUGACAGCCUGGCUGCCCCUCCACCCGCCCGGGGAAGGAGGGGGGGAGGAGGGGCCCGUCGUGAAGAGUACGGCGCGUACGGCAGCUGGAGAAGGAGGGCAAGGAGGGGGAGGCGGUCCUGCAGAUCGGGAGAUGCACCGUGGUAGGGUAGCGGGCAGGCCGCAGCUGAUGACGGUGGGGGAGGAGGGAGCCGCUGGGGGAGGUGGUGGCGGCAGUGGCGAUGGAGGAGACGAGGCCUGGGGCGGUUUCGGAGCUGGCGGGCAGCGGGCGACGGUGUGGGCAGUGCCGGCCGAUGUUGGCCAGGUGCCCACUUCCGCCGCCGCCGCCGCCUUCGACGGCACGUCCCUGGCGGCGACACCCCAGUCGCUGAGCGCGGCGCUGCCGCCGCAGCCGCCUCCGCCGCACCGCGCCCGCGGAGGUGCCGUACUUGCUGUCCUUAGCUACCUCUCCGUCGAAGUGCUGUCGGAGCGGCUGGCAGCAGCGGUGGCGGAGUCGCUCCGUACGACAGGCAUGCUGCCGUUCGUACGAGGCCUGCUAGUUGUGGACGUGGUUUCGGCGCGGUGGCUGCUGGGACCGGAUGCAUACCCGCCGGAGGAGAAGCCAGCGGCCGCCGACGCCGCCGCCAGGCGUAUGGCGACGGCGAUGUACGGCGGCGGCGGCGGCGACGACGAUGAGUCCCUUUCGGACUUCAGUGAUGAGGAUUCGGACGAGGACGAGGAGGGCGAAACGGAGGCUGGCGCCAGUGUACGACAUCAGAAGCAAAAGCAGGCGGAGGUAGCCGCCGCCGUCGACGCCGCUGCCAGGAUUAUAGAGUCCGAUGCGCCGCUCACCUUCGGCUCACAGGAGCCCGGCGGCGCUGGCUCUCUCCACGCCAACCCUGCCGCCGCGCGCGUCGUCGGAGCCGCAGCCCACUUGGGCCCUGCCGGCGCUGCCGGCGGCCUGGCGCUCCGAAACCGCCAUGGCCGCAUCCGCUGCGAUCCGUACGUGCAAAUCGAAGUGACACGGCCGGUGGUGGCGCCGCUGGCCGGCGCGGAGCCGGCGGCGGCAACGGCAGCGGAGCCCAUUACAGCGGAGGGCGAUGCCACUGGCGGCGGCGGCGGCGUCGCGCCGUACAUCCUGCGGGGUCCUCCGGUUCCCGCCAGCGUGGAUCCAUCAUUCGGGCUCCAUGGGGAGGUUGACGGGGUGGUGCCGGCGGCGGAGGGCGCUGAGCUCCGGGUUCAACUAAGCCCCUCGCACUGGCUUUGCCAGCGAUCCAGAAUCUGUAGAACAGCUGGCAUCAGCCCACAAAGCCCUUCUAAGCGGGUUCUGAGGUCCGGCAAGGAGUACCCUACGCCUUCGGCCGCUGCCCUUGAGGAGGCGGCAGCAGGCGACUCCAUGACGCGAUCUUCCCAGAAAGAACCUUCUUUAGAUGAGAUAUACAAGCUGCUCCAGACCCACUCUACGCAGACCAAGGCGUCCUUCGAUCCCUUGCAUGGCAAGACAGAUGCGCUGGCUGCUCAUGUUAACUCGCUGGAAAAGAAUAUCCCUGAAAUGAUUACCAAAAAGCCGGCCCGUCUGGGGCCCGGCUCCGCCUCUACAGGCUUGCUCAGCUACAUGCAGUUGAAACCCUGGCAGGGCCAUGGCCUUGGCCGGCUUCCCGGCCUGCACAGAACAGAACUGCACGUUCCGAGCCUGCUUGAGCUGACGACCUGCCGGGGUGAGGUCAUCCCGGAAGACGAUGCCGAUGGCCUUAAGGGCCUGACUGUGUCGGAAAAGCAUGCCGCGGACAGGGGGGUGACGCCGAUGGUGAUGUUUGCGUACUUCGACGCUGAGGAAGGAUGCCUGGAGGCUUCCUCCACUGGCAUCGGAGACGGCUUGGGCGAUGGCUUCCGCUGCUUGCUUGGCGGUCGCGAGAGCCGGGACGCCAAACGCGAUCAGGGAGCCGGAAUCGUAGUAGGCAGUUUUGCCGGUCAAGUUCCUGCGCUGUUUAGACCCGGUGCGGUCGGUCGCACACGUAGGGGGCCCCCCGAGCUGAGACUGCACAGUUUCGAUGAUGAACUGCGCGGCCCGAACUUCGAACUGCUUGAUUUCGGUCUCCACCUUUUUGGUAAUCAUUUCAGGGAUAUUCUUUUCCAGCGAGUGAACACGAGCAGCCAGCGCAUCUGUCUUGCCAUGCAAGGGAUCGAAGGACGCCUUGGUCUGCGUAGAGUGGGUCUGGAGCAGCUUGUAUAUCUCAUCUAA
This is a messenger RNA of Volvox carteri f. nagariensis, 5022 nucleotides long. RefSeq lists its product as uncharacterized. Gene Ontology annotation, cellular component: endoplasmic reticulum. The coding region runs from base 1 to 5022 and encodes 1673 amino acids. The transcript is spliced from 14 exons. NCBI's taxonomy places the organism in Eukaryota, Viridiplantae, Chlorophyta, Chlorophyceae, Chlamydomonadales, Volvocaceae. The record is from RefSeq and is a predicted model, not a curated record. Gene Ontology annotation, molecular function: lipid binding.